Poecilia latipinna (sailfin molly) is the source of this 2480-nucleotide messenger RNA. It is a transcript of the gene kcnv1, whose product is annotated as potassium voltage-gated channel modifier subfamily V member 1. Gene Ontology annotation, molecular function: voltage-gated potassium channel activity; protein binding. NCBI's taxonomy places the organism in Eukaryota, Metazoa, Chordata, Actinopteri, Cyprinodontiformes, Poeciliidae. Bases 234 to 1754 code for a protein of 506 amino acids. The record is from RefSeq and is a predicted model, not a curated record. Gene Ontology annotation, cellular component: voltage-gated potassium channel complex; membrane. Gene Ontology annotation, biological process: potassium ion transmembrane transport; action potential; protein homooligomerization. The transcript has 3 exons.
GCUCCUCCUCAACACAAGGGGGCGCCAACUCCUGACUGACAGAGCAUCAAAGAAACAACACGAACUCAGUGAGGGACCCUCCUUCUCCUGCCGCCCUGGGCAGCUGCCCACGGUGUUGAAAUCGCUCUCUCUCUCUCUCUCUCCCCGCCAGCAUCUGUUCCUGUCAGAUCCAGCUGUUCCCCAGACAUCAGUGACCUUAUUCAGGGCGCUUCAGGAGUUGCAGCCUGACCCAGAUGUCUCCUGUCUCUUGUUCUCCAGCUGCCGUCUCGUCCUCCAUGGCGGGCCUGGAGGUCUUUACUGACGCCGCCUCCCUGCUGUCUUUGAACUCCAGCGUCUUCUUCAGCGAGACGCCAGCGCCGUGCGUUAGGGACCCGCUGGGCGCCGUGGUCGUCAACGUCGGGGGGAGUCGCUACGUCCUCUCCCAGGAGCUGCUGGCGUCCCACCCGGAGACCCGACUGGGGAAGCUGGUCUGCUGCGGUCAAGACUCUGCGCUGGAGCUCUGCGAUGACGCAGACUUCCUCCAGAAUGAGUUCUUCUUCGACAGAAGCUCCCAAACCUUCCAGUAUGUGAUGAACUUCUACCAGACGGGUCACCUUCAUGUCAUGGAGGAGCUGUGUGAGAUCUCCUUCCUGCAGGAGAUCGAGUACUGGGGCAUUGACGAACUCCGCAUCGACUCCUGCUGCCGGGAACGCUACCACCGCCGCAAGGAGCAGAAAGAGUCCCUGGAUGUCUGCCAGGAGUUUGAGACCGACGAAGAGGAGGUCUUUGUAGGUGCGCUCUGUCCAGGACUGCGUCAGCAUCUCUGGGACAUUCUGGAGAGACCGGAAUCGUCUCACGCCGCCCGGACCUUUGGCUCCCUCUCCAUCUUCUUUGUGGUGCUGUCAGUCGUCAACAUGGUGCUGAUCUCUCUGGACCUGGACCAGGACUUCGGCGUGAGCUGGCUGGGCGCCAGCGGGCCGCAGCUGCUUGACAUCGUGGAGUACAUGUGCGUCCUGUGGUUCACAGGUGAGCUGGUGCUGCGCUUCAGCUGCGUCCGGGACAAGUGCCGGUUCAGUCGAAGCAUCCCCAACGUGAUCGACCUGCUGGCCAUCCUGCCCUUCUAUGUGACGCUGGCAGUGGAGAGCCUCCAUGGCGGCUCCACCGAGCUGGAGAACAUGGGCCGGGUGGUCCAGGUGCUGCGCCUCCUCAGGAUCCUGCGCAUGCUGAAGCUGGGUCGACACUCCACAGGCCUGCGGUCUCUGGGAAUGACCAUCGCUCAGUGUUACGAGGAAGUCGGCCUGCUGCUCCUCUUCCUCGGCGUGGGAAUCUCCAUCUUCGCCGCGCUGGUGUUCGCCCUGGAGCACGACCUUCCAGCCUCCACCUUCACCAGCGUGCCGGUCGCCUGGUGGUGGGCCACCACCUCCAUGACCACGGUGGGCUACGGUGACGUGCGGCCCGACUCGGCGGCGGGGAAGACGCUGGCCUUCCUCUGCAUCCUGUCUGGCAUCCUGAUCCUGGCUCUGCCCAUCGCCAUCAUCAACGACCGCUUCUCCGCCUGCUACUUCACCCUGAAAGUCCGGGAGGCCGCGCUGCGCCACGCCGACACGCUCAGGAGGCUGACCUGCGGCUCGCCGGGGGGCGGGGCCGACCCCACCGGGGGCGGAGCCAACCUGAGGGACGCCUACGCCCGCAGCGUCCUGGAGAUGCUGCGGCUGCAUCGCCGAGAGCGGGCGAGCACGCGCAGCAGCGGGGGCGAUGAGCUGUGGGGCAAAUAAGCUGCUGGGGGUAAAUUAGCGAGUCUUGUUGCCCUGGUUCCACUAAGAGUUCAUUUAGUCAAACAGGAAGUGACAUGCGCUGCAGCCCUUCAUCAUCCUUCUGGUUCCGUCCCGGUUCUUUCAGCCGACCCGGCAGCUUCAGACCCGACGCCAGGAUGUUUACGGAGGAGAUGCCGGGAUUCUGGACCGGCCCGGUUUCCCAUAGGUGGUUCUGACCCGGCUGGCAGAAACAGAAGCUGGAGGUAAACAGGCUGUCAGCGGGAGAGCGGGUCCAGAUCCCGGUUCUUUUCCCGCCGGCGCCGUGGAUCGGAUGAGGCGGGAGGAGGAGCAGAAUCGGGCCGGGUUCAGAGCGUUUCUGAAACAGAACCAGUUCAGAACCAGGAAGAGUUUCCAGCCAUUUAGGAAGGAAAAGUCCAAGUCCUGCUGAAAGGAAUUGGGCCUGGUAGAGAACUGGGUCAGCAGGCGGUUCUGCUCAGUAGAACAGGUGUGUCGGUUCUGUCAACUCCGGUCGUAUUUGGUUCGGUCCAGGAACCAGGAACAGAACCUGACCGGGGCGUACUAGACUCCACGCAGCGGUGUGAUGCAGAAAUAAUAAUAAAAGAUUCUUACAGAAACAAACAAAAAGUUAAAGAAUAAAAAAAUUAAAUUGUGUUUGUCCUGAUUGUUGUUACUGUGUAAAGAGAACCAGGCGGCAUUUUGACCCAAUAAACCGUGGAACCAAAUCAA